Molecule: messenger RNA, 291 nt
Organism: Knipowitschia caucasica
Lineage: Eukaryota; Metazoa; Chordata; Actinopteri; Gobiiformes; Gobiidae
Source: the annotation of a GenBank genome assembly
AUGGUCCACUCGGACUCCAUGUCCCCCUCCUCCACCGGGACCUGGGAGAAGCUCUCCCGGAGGUGCGCUCGCCUACACCAGUCUGAGAGGAGAGAGACCAGGGAGAGAGCCCAGAGGAAGCUCCUGGACAAUAUACCAGACGCCCUGACCAACCUGGUGGGUCAGCAGAACGCUCGCUACGGAAUCAUCAAGAUUUUCAACGCUCUGCAGGAGGCCAGCGCCAACAAGCACCUGCUCUACGUGAUGAUGGAAAUGUUACUGAAGGAGUUGUGUCCAGAGCUCAGUACGUAG